This is a messenger RNA of Cebus imitator (Panamanian white-faced capuchin), 4724 nucleotides long. It is a transcript of the gene TGFBR2, whose product is annotated as transforming growth factor beta receptor 2. Lineage: Eukaryota; Metazoa; Chordata; Mammalia; Primates; Cebidae. The record is from RefSeq and is a predicted model, not a curated record. Gene Ontology annotation, cellular component: signaling receptor complex; plasma membrane. The transcript has 8 exons. Gene Ontology annotation, molecular function: SMAD binding; ATP binding; type I transforming growth factor beta receptor binding. Gene Ontology annotation, biological process: cellular response to growth factor stimulus; heart development; transforming growth factor beta receptor signaling pathway. The coding region runs from base 383 to 2164 and encodes 593 amino acids.
CGGAGGAGCGCAGAAGGCCGCCGGCGGAGCGAGGUCCUGCCCAGCUGUUGGCGAGGAGUUUCCUGUUUCCCCCGCAGCGCGGAGUUGAAGUUGAGUGAGUCACUCGCGCGCACGGAGCGACGACACCCCCGCGCGUGCACCCGCUCGGGACGGGAGCCGGCCUCCUGCGCUGCUUUCCUCGGCCGCCGGGGGCCUCCCCGCGCCUCGCCGGCCUCCAGCCCCUCCUGGCUGGCGAGCGGGCGCCACAUCUGGCCCGCACCUCUGCGCGGCCGGCCCGGCGCGGGGUCCACGGAGGGCGCGGCGCGGGGGCGCAGCCAGGGGUCCGGGAAGGCGCCGUCCUCCGCGCUCGGGGCUCGGUCUAUGACGAGCAGCGGGGUCUGCCAUGGGUCGGGGGCUGCUCAGGGGCCUGUGGCCGCUGCACAUCGUCCUGUGGACGCGCAUCGCCAGCACGAUCCCACCGCAAGUUCCGAAGUCGGAUGUGAAAAUGGAGCCCCUGAAAGAUGAAAUCAUCCGCCCAGGCUGUAAUAGGACUGCCCAUCCACUGGCACAUAUUAAUAACGACAUGAUGGUCACCGACAACAAUGGUGCAGUCAAGCUUCCACAACUGUGUAAAUUUUGUGAUGUGAGAUUCUCCACCUGUGACAACCAGAAGUCCUGCAUGAGCAACUGCAGUAUCACCGCCAUCUGUGAGAAGCCACAGGAAGUCUGUGUGGCUGUAUGGAGAAAGAAUGACGAGAACAUAACACUAGAGACUGUUUGCCAUGACCCCAGGCUCCCCUACCAUGACUUUAUUCUGGAAGAUGCUGCUUCUCCAAAGUGCAUUAUGAAGGAAAAAAAAAAGCCUGGCGAGACUUUCUUCAUGUGUUCCUGUAGCUCUGAAGAGUGCAAUGACAACAUCAUCUUCUCAGAAGACUAUAACACCAGCAAUCCUGACUUGCUGCUAGUCAUAUUUCAAGUGACAGGCGUCAGCCUCCUGCCACCACUGGCAAUCGCCAUAUCUGUCAUCAUCAUCUUCUACUGCUACCGCGUGAACCGGCAGCAGAAGCUGAGUUCAUCCUGGGAAACCGCCAAGCCACGGAAGCUCAUGGAGUUCAGCAGCGAGCACUGUGCCAUCAUCCUGGAAGAUGACCGCUCUGACAUCAGCUCCACGUGCGCCAACAACAUCAACCACAACACGGAGCUGCUGCCCAUCGAGCUGGACACUCUGGUGGGGAAAGGUCGCUUUGCUGAGGUCUAUAAGGCCAAGCUGAAGCAGAACACUUCAGAGCAGUUUGAGACAGUGGCAGUCAAGAUCUUUCCCUAUGAGGAAUAUGCCUCUUGGAAGACGGAGAAGGACAUCUUCUCAGACGUCAACCUGAAGCAUGAAAACAUACUCCAGUUCCUGACGGCCGAGGAGCGGAAGACGGAGUUGGGGAAACAGUACUGGCUGAUCACCGCCUUCCACGCCAAGGGCAACCUGCAGGAGUACCUGACGCGACAUAUCAUCAGCUGGGAGGACCUGAGCAAGCUGGGGAGCUCCCUCGCCCGGGGCAUUGCUCACCUCCACAGUGAUCACACCCUGUGCGGGAGGCCCAAGGUGCCCAUCGUGCACAGAGACCUCAAGAGCUCCAAUAUCCUCGUGAAGAACGACCUGACCUGCUGCCUGUGUGACUUUGGGCUUUCCCUGCGACUGGACCCUGCUCUGUCUGUGGAUGACCUGGCUAACAGCGGGCAGGUGGGAACUGCAAGAUACAUGGCUCCAGAAGUGCUGGAAUCCAGGAUGAAUUUGGAGAACGUUGAGUCUUUCAAGCAGACCGAUGUCUACUCCAUGGCUCUGGUGCUCUGGGAAAUGACAUCUCGCUGCAAUGCAGUGGGAGAAGUAAAAGAUUAUGAGCCUCCAUUUGGUUCCAAGGUUCGGGAGCACCCCUGUGUCGAAAGCAUGAAGGACAACGUGUUGAGAGAUCGAGGACGACCAGAAAUUCCCAGCUUCUGGCUCAGCCACCAGGGCAUCCAGAUGGUGUGUGAGACGUUGACUGAGUGCUGGGACCACGACCCGGAGGCCCGUCUCACAGCCCAGUGUGUGGCGGAACGCUUCAGUGAGCUGGAGCACCUGGACAGGCUCUCGGGGAGGAGCUGCUCUGAGGAGAAGAUUCCUGAAGACGGCUCCCUAAACACUACCAAAUAGCUCUUCCGGGGCAGGCUGGACCAAGUCCAAAGAGGCUGCCCCUUUCACCAAAGAACAGAGGCAGCAGGAAGCUGCCCCUGAACUGAUGCUUCCUGGAAAACCAAGAGGGUCACUCCCCUCCCUGUGAGCUGUGGGGCUAGGCCAAAACAGCAGCAGCAGGGAGUGGGUGACAUAGAGCAUUCUACGCCUUUGACGUCGUCAUAGGAUAAGCUGUGUUAGCACUUCCUCAGGAAAUGAGAUUGAUUUUUACAAUAGCCAAUAACAUUUGCACUUUAUUAUUGCCUGUAUAUAAAUAUGAAUAGCUAUGUUUUAUAUAUAUAUAUAUCUAUAUAUUUCUAUAUCUAUAUAUAUAUAUAUAUAUAGCCAUACCUUGAAAAGAGACAAGGAAAAAGAUCAGAUAUUCCCAGGAAAUUGGUUUUAUUGGAGAGCUCCAGAACCAAGCUAAGAAGGAAGGGACCCAUGACAGCAUUAGCAUUUGACAAUCACACAUGCGGUGGUUCUUUGUAAAACAGGGAACUUUGCACGGGGAAAGAGGCUCAUGUCUCACAGCCAGCUUUAACCACGUGGCACUUGCUUUUGCAAAAUAAUCAUUCCCUGCCUAGGGGUUCUCUUCUGGCCAUGGAACUAAGUACAGUGGCACUGUUUGGGGACCAGUGUUCCUGGGGUUCCUGUGUGCCUUUGUUUCUCCUGGACUUUUCAGUUAAGCUCCAGGCACCACAUCUGAGGGGCUCCCUUAGAAACUCUCUCUCAGCAUAGUUUAGAAACUCCACCCCAUCUUUUAAUACCUUAAAGGUUGUGAGCCCCACUUUUUACCUUCCCGGGUUGCAGAAAAAUCAGAACAGAUUUCCCCAUCCAUGCAGUUGCCCCACCAUCUACUAAUGAAAAAUAGGUCUUUUUUUCAUAUUCCCCCUAAACUUACAUUACUAGUCUCUGCUCCAGCCUUCAUCCUUUCCUAAAAAGGAGCAAAUCCCCACUCAAGGCUUCAUCUUUUUCAUUACUUUUUUCAUUACGUUUGACUUGAUUCUCUAGUUUUUUAUUGAAACACCAAUCAACAGGUUCCAUCUUUCUGGGCUCCUGAGUGUUCAAGCACAGUGUGGCCGCAUGAAGAGGCCUUGAACUGAGCAAUACUAUCACUGUCAGGACUAAGACCUUGGGAACUCUAAACAUAUGUGUUGUUUGGUCAGCUCAGCGUUUUAAAAAGUGAAGCCGUAUUAUAGAUAUUUGGAGAUUUUGCAGAAAAAUCUGGAUCCCCAGGUGAGGAUGGCAGAUGGUUUUCAGUUCUCUCCAGUCCACGUUCACAAAAUGUGAAGGUGUGGAGAUGCUUACAAAGCUGCCUCACUCCUCACUGUAAACAUUAGCUCUUCCCAGUGCCUACCUGACCCUAGUUCAGGAAUUAAAUCUGCACCUAACCGAGGUCCCUUGUAAAUCUGCACCUAACCGAGGUCCCUUUUAAAUCUGCACCUAACCAAGGUCCCUUAGCAUUUAUUCUCUGGCUAGAUAUGAUUCUGACUACCUUGUCUGGUGUUAAGAUUUGAAGUUGGUCUUUUAUUGGACUAAAGGGGAACUCCUCUAAGGGUCCCAGUUAGCCCAAGUCUCUUUUGCUUCUAUGGUAAUAGUUUUACCCUCUGCAUUGGAGAGAGGAGCCCUUUACUCCAAGAAGCUUUUCUCGUGGUUACUGUUCUCUCUCCAUCACGCCAGCCUUCCCUACCUUUGCAGAAAUCGCUGGAGGACUUGAAUGUGGGACACAUAAGUCCCAUUUUGCAGUUAGGAAAUUUGUGUCCACAAGGACAAGAACAAAGUGUGAGCUUUAAUACUCCAUAGGAAACUUGUUAACCAACAAAGAAGUGUCAAUGCUGCAAGUAAUCUCUUUUUUAAAACUGUUUUUGAAGCUACUUAUUUUCAGCCAAAUAGGAAUAUUAGAGAGGGACUGGCAGUGAGAAAAUCAGCUCUGUUUGGAUGCUGGAAGGUCUCAUUUUAUUGAGAUUUUAGGAUACAUGCAAAAGUUUGGAAUUAGGCGGAACCUCUGGGCACCCUGCUCCGUGUGGGUGGGCUGAGAGUUAAAGCCAGUGUGGCCACAGUCGCAUAGAUGUGCCUAGAAAUUCCACUUGCACCGUUGGGCAUGCUGAUACCAUCCCAAUAGCUGUUGCUCAUUGACCUCUAGUGGUGAGUUUCUAGAAUACUGGCCCAUUCAUGAGACAUUCAAGAUUCAAAAGAGUAUUCUCACUUCUGGGUUAUCAUCAGCAUAAACUGGAAUGUAGUGUCAGACGAUACUGUGGCGUGUUUUAUUUAUGUUUUUUUUCUUAUUCAAGAAAAAAGACCAAGGAAUAACAUUCUGUAGUUCCUAAAAAUACUGACUUUUUUCACUACUAUACAUAAAAAGGAAGUUUUAUUCUUUUAUGGAACACUUCAGCUGUACUCAUGUAUUAAAAUAGGAAUGUGAAUGUUAUAUACUCUUUUUAUAUCAAAAUUCUCAAGCACUUAUUUUCGUUCUAUGCAUUGUUUGUCUUUUAUAUGAAUAAAAUGUUUAUUAGAGCGAAUAAAGCAAAAUACUCAGGUGAGC